AUGAGGAAGACGGUCAGUGUGCCGCAGACGAUCAUCGUGGUACGUCGCGGGGAUGCAAACUCGGAGCUGCGCUCUAAUAAGUUGCCGCUCGCCGGCGUGCUGACGGACGGGGGAGUGAUGGGGGCGCGGGUCGUGUGUCUGAAGGGCAUCAGGUGGGACGAGCCAAACCUGCAAGCGAACGCCGAGUACGCCGCCGCCAACCCCAAGAUGAAGAUUGACGAGCCAAAGACACCCUACCAUUAUAUUGGGCAGCCGGAGCCGGCCGGGCUCUAUUCCCCUCCAGAGAUAAGCCUCGACGUUGGAAGCCCUCGAGGCAUAGCUGUCGGCAGCGGCAGCGCCGGCGGCGCGUCUGGCGGCGCGCCCAGAGGUGACGAGGCCGGCAGUUGCGACCCCAGCAGCGCUGACUGA
This is a messenger RNA of Emiliania huxleyi CCMP1516, 408 nucleotides long. RefSeq lists its product as hypothetical. Gene Ontology annotation, molecular function: protein phosphatase inhibitor activity. NCBI's taxonomy places the organism in Eukaryota, Haptophyta, Isochrysidales, Noelaerhabdaceae. The coding region runs from base 1 to 408 and encodes 135 amino acids. The record is from RefSeq and is a predicted model, not a curated record. The transcript has 3 exons. Gene Ontology annotation, biological process: regulation of signal transduction.